Molecule: messenger RNA, 1272 nt
Organism: Trichoderma harzianum CBS 226.95
Lineage: Eukaryota; Fungi; Ascomycota; Sordariomycetes; Hypocreales; Hypocreaceae
Exons: 3
Coding region: 1-1113 (370 amino acids)
Molecular function (GO): 5'-3' DNA helicase activity
Source: RefSeq, a predicted model, not a curated record
AUGGCGGAUUUACAUCAAGACCAGACGCUAUCAUCCAUGGGCAAAAUACGAAGAACAUUGGGCGGGAGUAAGGGCAAAUCUCCUAGGAAAGGCUCUGUCGCAAGUACCUCCGGCGGCAAGAUUGAUGCCUCACCUCCAAAUAGCAACGGGAAACCAUCGAACGCAGAGCCUGAAGUAGCGAAGGUUCCCAUCACCCCUCCGAGGGCCUGUGAUUUAGCUCGUGGGUGUUCGAAAUCUUCUCGGUCUCGAUUUUUCUAUCCUCCACUUGGCGGGGUAUUGCGACCAGAGAACGAAGUUAUCGCAAACUACGCAUGGGGUCGUAUCUUAGUGAUCACCGGCUACAAACAACAAAAAUGCCUUCUUGAGCAAAAGAUUGCAGAGCUUCCUGAGGCCAAAGUCCCUCGCGGACUUGUGUCGGUGCGAACAAUAGAUGACUCCCCCAGCCAUCAGGCGGAGUCCGUCAUUUGUAAUCUUGUCCCAAACUCCGGGCCCGGUUUCCUCAUUGAGCACCAGCGUCUUGCUGUCAUGACUACUCGUGCUCAGGAACUGACAAUCCUCGUGGGUCAACAGGACAUUCUGCACGCGAAAGGAUCUACGGCCUUGUCAAGUUUGAAAGACUACCUCAAAAACCGCAAUGCUAUCAUUAAGUUUGCGGAAUUUGCCAAGUCGAACACGCCGGACAGCGAUGCCUCGAGAUUGCAAUCGCACGCGGGUGCCAGCCUUGAAACUUUCCGCAACAUUCCCCCAUUGGACGACGUAAGCCGUGCAGCCUUCUCGUCGAUCAAGCUCGGCAAAGUCGCCGACUCUGUCAAGAAGUUGAAGCUUCAACGAAAGCAGCAACGCGAAGACGCCAACGCCAACGCAUACGCACAGCAAAUGCGACAGACUACUACGGACUACGCGGAUUACAUCAGGGCCCGAGGAUCUGCUCAGCCUGUGUCGGAAACUAUCGCAGGUCCAUCGACGAAGCCAGAUCGUCCACCUCGCGAGAUGCAAUUGACCAUUCAGCCAGCGGCGCAGGAGUCUGUCGCAAAUCCUCAGUCUCAUUUUAUUCUGUCGCACCUCUCAUUUAAGCCAAUCACCUUUAAUACAGAGCUGUAUCAAACUUUGUAAUAAAUAUUAAUAAGAGAUAGCAUUGCUGCAAUCAUAGGCUGCAACGAAGGAGUAACAAAAUAGUCAGAGACAGACUAUAAGUCUCACUUUAUCGCCAUAUUUUCCACUGUCUCUUAGUUCCGCCAACAAUCUUGCUUAGCGCUGCUCGCCAGACUUUGC